Fundulus heteroclitus (mummichog) is the source of this 2408-nucleotide messenger RNA. RefSeq names its product bMERB domain containing 1 (gene bmerb1). Gene Ontology annotation, biological process: negative regulation of microtubule depolymerization. The record is from RefSeq and is a predicted model, not a curated record. NCBI's taxonomy places the organism in Eukaryota, Metazoa, Chordata, Actinopteri, Cyprinodontiformes, Fundulidae. The transcript has 6 exons. Gene Ontology annotation, cellular component: microtubule cytoskeleton. Bases 216 to 815 code for a protein of 199 amino acids.
CGCAUGCUCCCUGCAUCCCCUCCAUCCAGCAGGAUUAGAAGCCUCGGCUGAAGAUGCUCUGGGCGCAUCGGGUCGCUGGUCGCUUGCCACCGGCUGCACACUGACUCGUCCGGAGGAGCGCAGACAGAGCGGAGAAGGCGGCAGAUUUCACCCGAAGGUUCUCACUCGCUUCGCCGGAUCUUUCUCCUUUCCCCUCCCUUCCUCUCGCCUCCAACAUGGAGAUGAAGAAAUCUUUCUCGGACACCGAGCGAGCGCUCCGGAGCUACGGCGCCGUGUCGGAAACGGCGUGGACGACGGACAAAGGUCACUCGGACGUGUCCAUGGCGGAGAGCACCAUGUCUCCGGAGGAGAUCGAGGUGGAGAUGGCUCGCAUCCAGCGCCUGCGGGAGGUCCUGGUGCGCAGGGAGUCGGAGCUGCGCUUCAUGAUGGAUGACAUACAGCUCUGCAAAGACAUCAUGAGCCUGAAGCAGGAGCUGAGACAAAUUGUUUCCAUAUCAGAGAAAGAAAAGAACAAGAAGCAGAAGCAGCGGGAGGAGGAGCUGAUCCUGAAGAUCCAUAAACUGGUGCAGAAAAGGGAUUUCCUGGUGGACGACGCUGAGGUGGAAAGAUUAAGGGAGAAGGAGGAGGACAAGGAGAUGGCGGAGUUCCUCCGGCUGAAGCUCAGGCCUCUGGAGCAGAAACUCAAAGCAACAGCGAAUCCUCCAAAGCCCAAGCGACAGAUCCCAGAGCCGCCUCCCAACAAGCCGUUCAUCACCAAGUCGGGAGCGGCCAUCAUCAAGGACUGCUGCGGAGCCACCCAGUGUGCUGUGAUGUAACCGACCUCUGUAACGACCGCCGCAAACCCUCACGUCACAUGAACCAGUCACUUCCUGUUUCUCAGACACCCACAGAGAGCGGCACUCGCCCUUGAAGCCUGUUCAGAAAUCAGAUCCAUUUCCUAACGGCAGGCGCGUGGGGGGACUGAUCCCUGAUCAGUACUCAAGGGGGGGGGGGGGGGAAAUAAUCAUCUCCCAGGACUGUACAUGAACUAAACAUAGCUGUAAAUAAAGUCGGAUAACUGUACGGUUGAUGUAUUUACGCAGAGGCAGACCGGGUCAUUCCUGGAUUGCGUUCCCUUAAAGUGGGGAUGUGUCCGAUUGGAGAAAACAAACCCCUAAAAGCACAAUAUCCAUUGCAUCAAUAAUUAAUUGGGGUUCUGUGACAUGAACACAAAGCCUCCCUUCACUUAUGGCAUCAGCCUUCAUUCAUCCGGAGCAUCUCUGCUUCUCAGGAGCUCAGAAACUCUCUUUUCCUACUAUUUAUCCCAGUGUGUGAAGCUGAAUGGUUCUGAAGAGCAAAUUUGGUCCAUUAUCCAUUGUUUAAAAGGUCAGUUUGCGUUGGAUACUUUUGUACAUUAAGGAGUUUACAAGCGAACAUUCUCUGCAGUAGCAAAUAAAAAAUAAAUAAAAAAGAGCUUAGAAAUGUUCAAACACAUGUAAGAAUAACUGACCGGGUGAAAAUGCAUACAUCAGUGUGAAUGCUGGAUCCAAUCAGACUUCAUGCCAGUCUGCAAAAAUUAUUGUGGUGAGUUUAUUAAGCAUCUAUGAACGUCGAUUCCAAUAACUUCCUCUUGAGAUAAUCAGUUAUUUAUCUCAUGGUCUCGAUUGUUAAAGAGCUUUUUUUUUUUCCUCACAAAAACUGUUUUAUCUCAAUGUUGGAGGAUAACGGAGCUCGUUUUGUCAUGAAAUCAUCUAUGCUCCUUUGCCGUAGUGUUUCGUUUCAACUUGUUUCAGUAGGAAAGAUUAAUCCUCUUCUGUCUUCGUUCUUCUUUGUCCUGCUGAAAUGUUUCCGAUUAACCAGAGUAAAUACAAAGAGCAGAUUUCAUAUAAUGAUUUCUGUAUUAAGAGAAAAAGUCUCAAUGAUGUGGAAAAACAAAUGCCCCCUAAAUGUAAUAACUCACUGCACCCUUUGCAGCAACUACAGCCGUCAUGCAUUUGCAAAAAAUGAGUCUUUAUCAUAGUGGUGGAGGAGUUUUAGUCCACUCUUCUUUGCAGAAUUGUUGAAAUUCAGCCACAUUGGAGUGUUUUCAGUUUUGCAUCUUUACCCCAUCAGCAUUGGAUUGGUUGGAUUGAUUCCUGACUUUGACCAGGCUCCACAACCUUCAUUGUUAUUUCUUGAGGCACUUACAAGACACUUUUUUUCUUAUAGAUUGAAUGGAGGAUGUGUUGCAGUUUAAGCCCUAUUAGGCUCCUUUGUGUUGCCAGACAAGUUUCAUUUAAGCAAUUUCUUACAGUUCUGGUGGUAAAGAGGCCUCAUCUUAUUUUAUUUUUAGAAACUCAGCUUUACAAAAAAACUGGCUAAUGAGAAUCACUUCAUGAUUUAGCAAAGUAAUUCACUCAUUCCACUGGAUUGGACAGAAUAUUACCCCU